AUGACCCACAGCCAGCAGUACUCCGGCCCUGCCCUGGCCCUCAUCUUGCUGGCCAUGCUGCUGGGCGGUGCGGCAUGGGCUUCAGAGAUCGUGGGUGGGCGGGAAGCCCAGCCUCAUUCACGGCCCUACGUGGCAUCACUGCAGAUAAUGGACAGCCACUUCUGUGGGGGCACCUUGAUCCACCCGAGGUUCGUGCUGACCGCGGCUCACUGCCUAGAAAACACACCCCAGACCCUGGUGAAUGUGGUGCUUGGGGCCCACAACUUGCGGAAUAUUGAGCCCAGCCAACAGCGGUUCAACGUCACCCGUCAGUUUUCCAACAACUAUAACUCAGAGCAGAAUCUCAAUGACAUCCUCCUCCUGCAGCUGGACCGCCCUGCCAACCUCAACGCUCAGGUUGCAGUUGCCCAGCUGCCCGAGCAGGACCAGCUGGUGCCCCAUGGCACCCAGUGCCUGGCCAUGGGCUGGGGCCGCCUGGGCACCCGUGCACCAUUGGCCCACACUCUGCAGGAGCUGAACGUCACCGUGGUCACCUUCCUAUGUCGGCCACACAAUGUGUGCACCUUCGUGCCCCGUCGAAAAGCAGGCAUCUGCUUUGGAGACUCUGGUGGCCCAUUGAUCUGUGACGGUGUCCUCCAGGCCGUGGACUCCUUCCUGAUCCGGGAGUGUGCCACGGGCCUGUUCCCUGACUUCUUCGCUCGUGUGGCCCUCUACGUGGACUGGAUCCAGUCCGUGCUGAGAAGCUCCGUGCUGGCCUCUGAGAUCGUGGGUGGCCGGCAGGCCAGGCCCCAUGCAUGGCCCUUCAUGGUGUCCCUACAGCGGCGCGGAACCCACUUCUGUGGUGGCACUCUAGUGGCCCAGAACUUUGUCAUGUCAGCCGCCCACUGUGUGAAUAACAGAGACUUCCAGACGGUGCGGGUGGUGCUGGGCGCACACAACCUGGGGAGGCCUGAGUCCACCCGGCAGGUGUUCAGCAUCCAGCAAGUCUUCGAAAACGGCUUCGACCGCCAGAGGCUGCUGAAUGACAUCGUGAUUCUACAGCUCAACGGGUCAGCCACCAUCAAUGCCAACGUGCAGGUGGCCAGGCUGCCUGCGCAGGGCCAAGGCGUGGAGAGUGGGGUGCAGUGCGUGGCCAUGGGGUGGGGCAAGCUGGGCAUGAACCGGCCAGCAGCCAGAGUCCUACAGGAGCUCAACGUGACUGUGGUGUCAUUCCUCUGCCGCCCCACAAACGUGUGCACGCUGGUGCAGCGCCGGCGGGCCGGCAUCUGCUUCGGGGACUCCGGUGGGCCCCUGAUCUGCAACGGACUGAUCCACGGGAUCGACUCCUUCAUCAGGGGAGUCUGUGGCUCUGGCUACUUCCCAGAUUCCUUUGCCGCCGUGGCACAGUACGCAGACUGGAUAAACUCCAUCAUCCGCCGCCAUGAUGCCCACCCUCAACUCCACCCCAGGGACCCUGCGAAGUGCCCCAGGCCCCGCCUGGGGCAGUGUCAAGGCCACAGCAGCAGCAUGGCAGAUCUCUCAGUGCACCUGGCAGCUCUGAUCCUCCUAGGAGCGGCCCUAUGUGUGGCACAGCCCCGCGGCCGGAUCCUGGGAGGCAGCCAGGCCAAGCCCCACGAGCGGCCCUACAUGGCCUCGGUGCAGGUGAACGGCACACAUGUGUGCGGCGGUUUCCUGGUGACGGAGCGGUGGGUGCUGAGCGCAGCACACUGCCUGGAGCAUGUGAACACCAAUGAGACCUUGGUGCAGGUGCUCCUGGGCGCACACUCGCUGUCACAACCUGAGCCCUCCAAGCAGCUGUACGAUGUGAUCCGAGCAGUGCCCCACCCAGACAGCCGGCUGGACACCAUCGACCACGACCUCCUUCUGCUGCAGCUCUCUGAGAAUGCCACUCUGGGCCCCGCCGUGAAGCCCCUGCCCUGGCAGCAAGAGGACCGAGAUGUGGCGGGUGGCACGCUGUGCGACGUGGCCGGUUGGGGCGUGAUCAAUCACUCGGGCCGAAAGCCCGACCUCCUGCAGUACUUGCUCCUGCCGGUGAUCAACCGUACCAUCUGCAACCUGCGCAAGUACCACGACGGCACCGUCACUGAGCGCAUGAUGUGUGCUGAGAGCAAACGAAACAUGGACAGCUGCAAGGGCGACUCUGGGGGCCCGCUGGUGUGCAACGGCGUGGCUGAGGGCGUGGUCACCUCGGGAUCCCGUGUGUGUGGCAACCCCAAGAAGCCCGGCAUCUAUACUCGUGUAGGAAGCUACACCGCCUGGAUCAACAGCGUGAUGGCUGGGGACGUGACCACCUGGGGAAAACCUGAAGGGCCGGGUCCCAAGGAGCAAUGAAGUCAUUGACUCCUGCAUCUGGUCAGACUUCACUUUUAUUUUAUUCCCUUUCCAUCGUGUUUAUUCAUUUGUUUUUGUUUUAAGAUUCUACGUAUAAGUGAAA
Messenger RNA from Phyllostomus hastatus (greater spear-nosed bat), 2434 nucleotides. Its product is annotated as transmembrane protease serine 9-like. Gene Ontology annotation, molecular function: serine-type endopeptidase activity. Gene Ontology annotation, biological process: proteolysis. NCBI's taxonomy places the organism in Eukaryota, Metazoa, Chordata, Mammalia, Chiroptera, Phyllostomidae. The transcript has 14 exons. The record is from RefSeq and is a predicted model, not a curated record. Bases 1 to 2331 code for a protein of 776 amino acids.